Molecule: messenger RNA, 2943 nt
Organism: Triticum dicoccoides
Lineage: Eukaryota; Viridiplantae; Streptophyta; Magnoliopsida; Poales; Poaceae
Product: subtilisin-like protease SBT1.7
Exons: 1
Coding region: 223-2523 (766 amino acids)
Biological process (GO): proteolysis
Molecular function (GO): serine-type endopeptidase activity
Source: RefSeq, a predicted model, not a curated record
AGAUAAAAGAGGCCAGGCCAUGUGAGGCUCCUUCGUCUCACUCGUCCCUCUCCACUCCCCUGCUCCGUCUCACUCUCACUCACUCGCCUCGCCAUCCAUUCAUCUGCAUCCUUGUCCCAUUGCAAUCAUUUCGCUCCCCUGCUGAUUCUAUAAAAACGCCGGCACGAUCUACCCCGCACUCCCAUUCACAAGGUGACACUUCCAGUUGCAGAGCUUCUCACGAUGCAGUGCCAUGGCAGGAGAUCUGCGCUCUUCGCCGUGGCCGUGGCCGUGGCCGCGGCCAUCGUGGCGGCGGCGGCUGCGGCGGAGGUCGUGCACGAUGGCCGGAGGACUUACAUCGUGCACUGCUCGCACGCCGCCAUGCCCAGCGAGUUCGCGGCGCACGGCGACUGGUACGCCUCGUCGCUGCAGUCCGUGUCCGGCGGCGCCGCCGCGGUGAUCUACACCUACGACACCCUGCUCCACGGCUACUCGGCGCGGCUCACCGGCGCGGAGGCCCGGGCGCUGGAGGCGCAGCCCGGCGUGCUGCUCGUCAACCCGGAGACGCGGUACGAGCUGCACACCACCCGGACCCCGGAGUUCCUCGGGCUGGACAGGGCGGAGGCGCUCUUCCCCGAGUCCAACACCGCCAGCGACGUCAUCGUCGGCGUGCUGGACACCGGCGUGUGGCCGGAGCGGCCCAGCUACGACGACGCGGGCUUCGGCCCCGUGCCGGCGGGCUGGAAAGGCAAGUGCGAGGGCGGGAGCGACUUCAACUCCUCCGCGUGCAACCGGAAGCUCAUCGGCGCCAGGUACUUCCUCGCCGGGUACGAGGCGUCCAAGGGCCCCGUGGACACGUCCAAGGAGUCGCGCUCCCCCAGGGACAACGACGGCCACGGCACGCACACCUCCAGCACGGCGGCGGGCUCCGCCGUCCGCGGCGCCGACCUGCUGGGCUACGCGUCGGGCACGGCCAAGGGCAUGGCGCCGCGCGCGCGCGUGGCCACGUACAAGGUGUGCUGGGUCGGCGGCUGCUUCAGCUCCGACAUCCUCAAGGGCAUGGAGGUGGCCGUCGCCGACGGCGUGGACGUGCUCUCCCUGUCCCUCGGCGGUGGCACGUCUGACUACUACCGCGACAGCAUCGCCGUGGGCGCGUACAGCGCCAUGGAAAGGGGAAUAUUUGUGUCCUGCUCGGCCGGGAAUGCCGGGCCGGGCGCGGCGUCGCUGACGAACGGCGCGCCAUGGAUCACCACCGUGGGCGCGGGGACGCUCGACCGCGACUUCCCCGCCUACGUCACCCUCGGCAACGGUAACAAGUACAACGGCGUCUCCCUGUACAACGGCAAGCAAUUGCCCACCACGCCGGUGCCGUUCAUCUACGCAGGGAACGCGUCGAACAGCAGCAUGGGCGCGCUCUGCAUGACGGGCACCCUCAUCCCUGCCAAGGUCGCCGGCAAGAUCGUCCUCUGCGACCGCGGCACCAACGCCAGGGUCCAGAAGGGAUUCGUCGUCAGAGAUGCCGGUGGUGCCGGCAUGGUGCUCGCCAACACCGCCGCCAACGGCGAGGAGCUGGUCGCCGACGCGCACAUUCUCCCGGGCGCCGGCGUCGGAGAGAGGGCCGGCAACGCCAUGAGAACCUACGCGUCGUCCGAUCCAAAGCCGACGGCCAACAUAGUGUUCGCUGGCACGAAGGUUGGGAUCCAGCCGUCGCCCGUCGUGGCCGCCUUCUCGUCGAGGGGGCCGAACACCGUGACGCCGGGCAUCCUCAAGCCGGACCUGAUCGCGCCGGGGGUGAACAUCCUCGCGGCGUGGUCCGGAUCCGUCGGCCCAUCAGGGAUCGCCGGCGACGACCGGCGCACCAGCUUCAACAUCAUAUCGGGCACGUCCAUGUCGUGCCCGCACGUGAGCGGGCUGGCGGCGCUGCUCCGGUCGGCGCACCAGGACUGGAGCCCGGCGGCCAUCCGGUCGGCGCUGAUGACCACGGCGUACGCCGCGUACCCCAACGGCGACGGCCUCCUCGACGUGGCGACCGAGCGCGCGGCCACGCCGCUGGACAUGGGGGCCGGCCACGUCGACCCCAGCAAGGCGGUGGACCCGGGGCUGGUGUACGACCUCACCGCCGCCGACUACCUGGACUUCCUCUGCGCCAUCGAGUACGAGCCGGCGCAGAUCGCCGCGCUCACCAAGCACUCGUCGGACCACUGCAGCGCCAACCGCACGUACUCCGUGGCGGCGCUGAACUACCCGUCGUUCUCGGCCACGUUCCCCGCGGCGGGCGGCACGGAGAAGCACACCCGCACGCUGACCAACGUCGGGAAGCCCGGCACGUACAAGGUGACGGCGGCCGCGGCGGCGGGCGGCACGGCGAUCAAGGUGUCGGUGGAGCCGUCGACGCUGAGCUUCAGCAAGGUGGGCGAGAAGAAGAGCUACACCGUGAGCUUCGGGGCGGGCGGGAAGCCGUCGGGCACCAACGGGUUCGGCCGGCUGGUCUGGUCCAGCGAGCACCACGUGGUGGCCAGCCCGAUCCUGGCGACGUGGACCUGAGCGACCGCCCGCCCGGGCGGUAGCUGCUGCUAAUUAGCAAUGCCGUCGAGGCGCAGAACGCGGCGGGGCAGCAAUGGCGCCGCCGUUCUCGAUCGGAAGGAAGCAAGAUGGAUGCGUGCGUGCGUGUGUGUCGAUUUGCCGUGGCGAUUUACUGAUUUCAUUUGCCGUCUCAUUUUCUUGCUGCCGCUCGCGGGUGCAGCCGUGUUAGUAGUUGUGGCAAACUGGCAAUGUGUCAAAUGGGCAUAGAUUUGAUUGAAUGGCGAGAAAGUGAGUGAUUGAUCAAGUUGGGUGUAGUCCUAAACAGAGACAGAUCGAUGGAUAAUGGACCAGCAAAUCAAAUGGUAUCCGCAAUCUAUCUGUUCAUCAUUUUAUUAUACUCCAAGUAUCUAUGCCUAGCAUGCGCCAUUGAAGCAUGAAUCA